AUGGUAAUCAAUGGUCAGCAGUCUAUCAGGAUGCCACAGAAAGGGAAUAAUAUGUUACAGUUCCAAAAUUAUCCUAGUAAGAUGCCGGUACCAUAUGUAACAUAUGCAGAUUUUGAAGCUAUCACGGAAAAGAUAGAAGGAUGCUUCCCUAAUAAUACUAAAUCUUGUACUGACAAAUAUCAAAAGUAUACGGCGUGCAGCUAUGGUUAUAAAGUAGUCUGCUGUUAUAAUGACAAAUAUACUAAGCCUGUAGAGAUUUACAGAGGAGAGGAUCCAAUAAAGAAGUUUAUGCAGGAGAUGCUUAAGGAGGUAGAAUUUUGUAAGAAUAUGAUCAGUACUAAAUUUACGAAACCGCUGAAGAUGGCGGAUGAGGAUGAGCAAUGUUUUAAAACUGCUCAGGAGUUCCAUAUUUGUGGUCAAAAGUAUAGUGAUAAAGAUAUCGGUGUUAGGGACCAUUGUCAUAACACUGGACAGUACAGGGGAUCAGCACAGCAAGAUUGCAACCUUAAAUUAAGAAUUAGUUCAAAGGAGUUCAAGACCCCUGUCAUAUUCCAUAAUCUGCGGGGAUUAUGA
Molecule: messenger RNA, 573 nt
Organism: Porites lobata
Lineage: Eukaryota; Metazoa; Cnidaria; Anthozoa; Scleractinia; Poritidae
Source: the annotation of a GenBank genome assembly